AGCGUUACAAACUUCUCUUUAAGACAAAGGCCUACCAACAAUGUAAUCUUUCUCCCAUAUAUUUGAGCUAAUUUAGUAACUGGUUGUGUUUGUUUUCCACUUCUGAGUGGUGUUUGUUGUUUUUGGGCAGGAAUUUGACUUGACAAGUGAAAGGUUCCUUGUGCCGGAGAUGAUCUUCCAUCCUGCUGAUUUGGGUUUGUCUUAUAUUCUGGUUUCAAAGUACACACUUUUGGGGUUUUAGUUUGAUUCUUGAAACAAAUACGAUGUAUGAUUCUUUGUUGUUGAAUGAAACAUUACAGUAUCCUUUUGUGGUUCAUGUUCGCUAGGGGUUAUUACUUUUGCAAGUUGUUGCUUGAUUCAUGUAGAUUAGCUGUUUCUGUAGAAUAUGAUACUGUGUGGCAUAAUAGGAGGUAUUUAGAAAUUCUAAUACUUGUGUGAACACUGUAUAUGAUUUAGUAAUGAUUUUUGCUCAUUCCUUUGGGAACUCUACGAUUUCUUAUAAGGCAAAAGCGCUAACUUGGACCUGUUUUGCAAGAAUGAAUCAGGCUGGGUUAGUGGAGUGCAUAGUUCUAGCUGUCAGUUCCUGCCAUCUUCAUCUUCACCCUGUACUCCAUGAAAGUGACCUUCCAAACUCUGCAUUUUACUUGAAAGAAAAAAAAAUUUAUUGUCAGUACUUACCCUUGUGUCUGAAUGUGUUGGCCAGCAUUAUUUUAACCGGGGGAAGCACACUAUUUCCUCGACUUGCUGAUAGACUAGAGAGGGAGCUGCGGCCUCUUGACAUAACUCCUCAACAAGACCCCAUGCUAGGUGUCUGGCGAGGAGGAUCUCUGUUUAGGCAUCUUUGGCCAGUGACCAUAUAGCAUCAAUCAACCGCAUGAUGUGGAGCCCGGAUGGGACACUUUUAGGUAAACAUAGGUGUCCUUGUUUGUUUAGUGUCUUUAAUUUUAUUCUCAUAUUGUGAAGAAGACACCUGCUAGUUCAUCACAAGAAAGUAUUAUCAAGAAAUAGGAAAUGAAUCUUAAGCUGGUUAUGAUCAAUCAAGUUCCUGCUGCAAGUGUAGCAUACUCUAAGCACAUCAAGCACAUAUACUGUUGGCGUGACUUGUGGAUAUUGACUUA
Messenger RNA from Prunus persica (peach), 1118 nucleotides. Its product is annotated as actin-related protein 6-like. The transcript is spliced from 3 exons. The coding region runs from base 459 to 860 and encodes 133 amino acids. NCBI's taxonomy places the organism in Eukaryota, Viridiplantae, Streptophyta, Magnoliopsida, Rosales, Rosaceae. The record is from RefSeq and is a predicted model, not a curated record.